AUGGGUGAUGGAGCUGAUAGACUCGAAGGCAGGUCGAGGCCCGCAUCGUUUUCUUCAUGUGUUUCUACUUCUCCCUUGAAGGAUGUUCGGAUCUAUCAUUGUAUUGUAGGGCCCGAAGUAGAUCGCUUGGCUGCUAUGGCUGGAAAGUAUAAGCAUAGGAAAGUCAUGCCAACAGCACUCGAGCGUAGGGGAUUUGGAGAUGGUUCGACAAUUCCAGUUUUUGAGACUUCUAUAGGGAAGAUCGGUGCUGCAAUUUGUUGGGAAAACAGAAUGCGACUUUUAAGGACAACAAUGUAUGCUAAAGUGAAUAUAUCGAUCGCACAGGCUUUCGAGAAUCUUAGGUGCUCAAGAGAGGGUUUGUCUUCGUCGGAUGCUAGCACGAGGCUUGAGAUUUUUGGUCAUAACAAACUUUACGAGAAG
This is a messenger RNA of Striga asiatica, 420 nucleotides long. The record is from the annotation of a GenBank genome assembly. NCBI's taxonomy places the organism in Eukaryota, Viridiplantae, Streptophyta, Magnoliopsida, Lamiales, Orobanchaceae.